Molecule: messenger RNA, 2390 nt
Organism: Oncorhynchus keta (chum salmon)
Lineage: Eukaryota; Metazoa; Chordata; Actinopteri; Salmoniformes; Salmonidae
Product: N-chimaerin-like
Exons: 14
Coding region: 281-1660 (459 amino acids)
Biological process (GO): positive regulation of GTPase activity; signal transduction; regulation of small GTPase mediated signal transduction
Molecular function (GO): GTPase activator activity
Source: RefSeq, a predicted model, not a curated record
UGGUCACGUGAUAUCACAAGAUGGCGACUUCGUUAUAGAAUAUAGAUACGGUGUUUAUUGGGAUCAAUUAUAUUAGCUAUAUGCAUUCAUAUACAACCGGAUAGAUUACACAUUGGCUUUAUCCUCACUGUAGAUAAAUGCAUGUUUGCAUCUACGCCUGUUCCCAUUCCUUAGGUUUGUUUAUUUUUGUCAUGAAGUCGGCGGUACUACUAGCGGUGACUCACAGUCUUUCUAACGUCGGUGGAAAUAGUCAUAUUGCGCAUCAGUUAUCGCACCAAGAAUGGCUCUAAAUGUCUUUGACCAUGAUGAAUACAGGCCGCCAGUGUGGAAAUCUUACCUGUAUCAGCUCCAGCAGGAGGCACCACAUCCACGGCGACUGACCUGCACCUCUGAGGUGGAUAACCGGCCCAAAUACUAUGGGAGAGAGUACCAUGGGAUGAUCUCCAGAGAGGAGGCUGACCAGCUGCUGAGUGUGGCAGAAGGGAGUUACCUCAUCAGAGAGAGCCAGAGGCAGCCUGGGACCUACACACUGGCCCUACGCUUUGGAAAUCAAACCAGGAACUUCCGUCUCUACCGUGAUGGGAAACACUUUGUUGGGGAGAAGCGCUUUGAGUCCAUCCACGACCUUGUGACAGAUGGGCUGAUCACGCUCUACAUCGAGACCAAGGCAGCAGAGUACAUCGCUAAGAUGACCAUCAACCCAAUCUAUGAGCACAUUGGCUACACAACACUCAACAAGGAGCCCACGCUGAAGAAACACUUGCCUGUGUGCCAGGAGGUUCCUGAUGGGCCUGCGCCACAGGGAGAGCUGGGUGACGAGGAGAAAGGGCUCACCUCACUGGUCCGCCGAGCCACCCUGAAGGACAACGACCACGCGACCAAGUAUGAGAAAGUCCACAAUUUCAAGGUGCACACCUUCCGGGGACCCCACUGGUGUGAAUAUUGUGCCAACUUCAUGUGGGGCCUCAUCGCUCAGGGAGUUAAAUGUGCAGAUUGCGGUUUGAAUGUCCACAAACAGUGUUCCAAAAUGGUGCCAAACGACUGUAAGCCUGACCUCAAGCAUGUCAAGAAAGUAUACAGUUGUGACCUUACGACCCUGGUAAAAGCCCACCAUUCCAAGCGACCCAUGGUGGUGGACAUGUGCAUACAAGAGAUUGAGUCUAGAGGUGUUCAGUCUGAGGGCCUGUACAGAAUCUCAGGCUUCAGUGACCUGAUUGAAGAUGUGAAGCUGGCUUUUGACAGAGAUGGUGAAAAGGCGGACAUUUCUGUGAAUGUGUAUGAAGACAUCAAUAUAAUCACUGGCGCACUGAAACUGUACUUCAGGGAUUUACCCAUUCCUCUUAUCACGUAUGAAGCCUACCCAAGGUUCAUGGAGGCAGCAAAGAUUACAGAUCCAGACAAGCGGUUAGAGGCCCAUCAUGAAGCUCUGAAGCUGCUGCCACCUGCACACUGUGAAUCACUGUGUUAUCUCAUGGCCCACUUAAAGAGGGUAAUCCAAAAUGAGAAAGACAACCUGAUGAAUGCAGAAAACCUUGGCAUUGUUUUUGGGCCCACCCUCAUGCGGGCCCCAGACCUGGAUGCGAUGACGGCGCUCAAUGACAUCCGCUAUCAGAGACAGGUGGUGGAGACGCUCAUAAAGAACGAAGACAUUCUGUUCUGAAAGGCGAUUGAUUAGCAAUGAAGGAAUCCUAAAUCGUGAAUAAGCGAUGUACUCAUCAUUUAGAAAGGAGGAAGUGACAAUGUUUUUAAUGUUUUCCCUUUGUAAAACUAAGACUUGAAUAAUAAUGCACCAUUGUACAUUCCCUUCCACUCCCAGUGAGCCCUGUCUGAAGAGAUGUCUGAUGGGUUUGAAUCCCGUACUUUAGACGUGUCUUUUGCAUGUUCACCCCCCCCCCCCAUUUGUGUCGGGGGUAAUUGAUGUAACACUCAUUCCUUUGGAUAGCUAGUAUGCGUUUUUGUUUUCAGAUAUUGUGUUACACCAAAGGGAGAGAGGACUCAACUUUAUCUCUGACAUAGUGUCUUUGACAGCAUGGGCAGUGCCAUUGAUGCUACAACCCAUAGGAAUCCCCAUCCAGUUGGCUACUUUUAAUACUUUGAAAUGGCAGAGGCAUGGUGGAUGCCCUCAAUGGCAAUGUCCAUGCCAAAAUGGGUUAUAUCCACGAUGAGUCCUCUCUCUAUGGGUCACAAUCACUCAUUAACUGCUCUCUCUGAUCUUGUAGAUGUGGCUCAUUUGUUUCAUGAUGAGUUUAUUCUUCCUGUGAAUCACUAAUGUACCUGGAUGUAACAUACAAUACUAUCGGUUUAAAAACCUUGUUUAUUUUGUUUAAUAUUGUAUGUUGUUCUUUUACGUUCAUUUAAAAUAAAUACAAUGGCAUAUUUCUAUAAUUUCA